This is a messenger RNA of Dracunculus medinensis (Guinea worm), 270 nucleotides long. Lineage: Eukaryota; Metazoa; Nematoda; Chromadorea; Rhabditida; Dracunculidae. The record is from the annotation of a GenBank genome assembly.
AUGAUUCGUCGUUUUUUUAAUAACCAAUUAAAUGUAAAACUAAUAAACGCAGCACCAGCUAAAAUAGUUAUUGUUCGCUUAAAAUAUCGAAAUAUCGUUGUCGAUGUAACUGCCGGUGACAAUGGUGACGACGCUGCUGCUGCUGCUGUUGCUGCUGCUGCUGCUGCUGACGAUGAUGAUGAUGAGGAUGAGGAUGAGGACAUUCUUUUCCUUUUAUUAUUCCUUGCAUUGAUUUAUUAUCCAAUAAAUUUCCUUAUUUCACAAACUUAA